Tigriopus californicus is the source of this 609-nucleotide messenger RNA. RefSeq names its product transmembrane protein 69-like. The coding region runs from base 1 to 591 and encodes 196 amino acids. The transcript has a single exon. NCBI's taxonomy places the organism in Eukaryota, Metazoa, Arthropoda, Copepoda, Harpacticoida, Harpacticidae. The record is from RefSeq and is a predicted model, not a curated record.
AUGUUGUCCUUGAGGCGACUCUGCUUCAAUCGGGAUCUAAACCCGCUGAUUCGAGCCAGUUCUUGGAACGCCUUUCACACUCAAUCCAAAGAUUCCACCAAAGCCUUGACGGUUUGGGAAGACUUGGGAGCACUGAAGCGGUCUCCAAUGCCUGCUCUAACUCUCGGUUUAUCAGGUUUAAUUCCUUUUGUGGGUGUCCCUAUGGCCAUGGCUCAACAAGGUGUGUUUAUGCCCGGGCUUGCUACCGCCCAAAUGGCGUAUGGAGCUACGAUUCUAUCCUUCUUGGGUGGUGUACGUUGGGGGAUUUUGGUCGUCCCUCAAGGAGAGAUCACUCCUACUUGGAUGCAAUAUAUUUGGGCUGUGACCCCGUCUUUAAUUGCUUGGCCCGCUCUUUUGAUGCCUCCUGUGGCUGGCUGUCUCACUUGCAUCGGAGGAUUGGGACUGACCGGUUAUUUGGACGUGAUCCAGUAUGGUUAUCCCCAAUGGUUUAAAGGGUUGCGAUUUGUUCUCACCACAGUGGCUAUUUUAUCCUUGUGGUCGACUCUAAUGUGUGAACUCCUUCUGAGCAAAGGAGAGGAAGAGAAGAAAUAAAAAGAUGCAAAGAGGGCU